CUCACCUUCCUCGCCAGUGUAGAGUUUGCACGUUUUUUUCGUGCCUGUGUUGGUUUUCUCCUAAAAACUAGGUUUAACAUGAUCAGAAUUUUUGGUGGCGAUCAGCGAGUUAAAAAAACAAACAAAAAAAAAAAACGAUCCGGUCAUAAAAUGAAGCAAUUACUUUAUUUAAAUGACAUCUUCAUUGACUACAUAUACUUGUCGACAUAAUUGCUUUAAAUAUACAUUUACAAUAAGUAAUGCAGCGUGGCGUUGGCCUCACAGUUUUGAUGUCCUGCCCGUGUGGAGUUUGCAAUUUCUCCCCUUGCCUGCAUGGGUUUUCUCCGGGCACGUCAGUUUCCUCCCACAUCCCAAAAACAUGGAACAUUAAUUGGACACUCUAAAUUGACCCAAGGUGUAAUUGAGAGUGCAGCUGUUUGUCUCCAUGUGCCCUGUGGUUUGCUGGCAACCAGUUCAGGGUGUACUCUGCUUCCUCCGCAUUGAGAGCUGGGAUGGCUCCAGCACUCUCACGACCCUCCGCAGAAAGUGCUGUGAUCAUCGUGUGAAAAUGUGUGCAAGAACUUCUGGAGAGUACAGGGAAAUAAUUUGUGGACCAAAAAAGGAGGAGGAGCCACAACGUCAACUACUGGACACUGUGUUCAAUCUGCAGCCUCGAAUUGUCCUCUGCAGAGUAGAUGUCAGUGAGUAUCUUCAUCCAGAGCGACAGGAGUCAGUGUCCGGUCACAUCAAAGAGGAGGUUGAAGAGGUUCACCGUAUCAAAGAGAAGGAGGAAGAGAUCAUACACAUGAAAGAGGAAGAGCAGGAGGAAAUCAUCCAGGUUCCAGCCACUGGUGUCCAUUUGAAGAGUGAAGAUGAAGGUCAAAGUGAGGAGAGACGAGGGGCGGAGCCUCCAGAAUCAGAAUCAGGUUUACUGGAAUUUUUCUCCGGCAGUCGGUGCAGCCCUGGUAUGACAUUCAGGACAACCAGGAACAACUCAAGUGACGGAGACCACUGUGGAGGAUCACAAACAGAAGAUGAUAAUGAUGAUGAACAAUCGGAACGUGAUAUGACAUGUCACACGACCAACAAAUGCUGGAAAUGUUCUCGGUGUGGGAAAACUUUUCCUUCUCUAAGGAAUUUCAAACAACAUGUGAAAAUACACACAGGUGAGAAGCCUUUUGCAUGCUCACUUUGUGGUCAAAGAUUCACUCAGAAGGGACACUUAAAUAUACACACCAGAACCCACACUGGUGAGAAGCCUUUUUUCUGCUCAGUUUGUGGCCAAAGAUUUACUUUGAAGGCAAAUUUUAAAAUACACGCAAGAACACACACUGGUGAGAAACCAUUUUCAUGUCUAGUUUGUGAGAAAAGAUUCAAUGAAAAGAGACUAUUAAAAAUACACACAAGAACACACACUGGUGAGAAACCUUUUUCAUGUCCAGUUUGUGAUAAAAGAUUCACUGAGAAGAGAAAAUUAAAAAUACACUCAAGAACACACACUGGUGAGAAACCUUUUUCAUGUCCAGUUUGUGAUAAACGAUUCAUUGAGAAGGGGAAUUUAAAAAGACACACAAGAACACACACUGGUGAGAAACCUUUUUCAUGUCCAGUUUGUGACAAAAGAUUUACUGAGAGGGGACAUUUAAAAAGACACACAAGAACACAUACUGGUGAGAAACGUUUUUCAUGUCCAGUGUGUGAUAAAAGAUUCACUGAGAAGGGAAAUUUAAAAAGACACACAAGAACACACACUGGUGAAAAACCUUUUUCCUGCUUAGUUUGUGGUCAAAGAUUCACAUGGAAAAGAGAUUUAAAAAGACACACAAGAACACAUCCUGGUGAGAAACCUUUUUCAUGUCCAGUUUGUGAUAAAAGAUUCACUGAGAAGAGAAAGUUAAAAAUACACUCAAGAACACACACUGGUGAGAAACCGUUUUCCUGCUUAGUUUGUGGUCAAAGAUUCCAAUGGAAAAGAGAUUUAAAAAGACACACAAGAACACACCCUGGUGAGAAACCUUUUUCAUGUCCAGUUUGUGAUAAAAGAUUCACUGAGAAGAGAAAAUUAAAAAUACACUCAAGAACACACACUGGUGAGAAACCUUUUUCAUGUCCAGUUUGUGAUAAAAGAUUCACUGAGAAUGGAAGUUUAAAAAGACACACAAGAACACACACUGGUGAGAAACCUUUUUCAUGUCCAGUUUGUGAUAAAAGAUUCACUGAGAAGGGACAUUUAAAAAGACACACAAGAACACACACUGGUGAGAAAUCUUUUUCCUGCUCAGAUGUGGCCAAAGAUUCUCUGUGAAUGAAAGUUUUAAAAGACUCAAGAACACACAAGUAAUAAACUCUUGCUUGCUCACUUUGGUCAAACAUUCUCUUCUAAGUGCAGUAAAUACCGAGAAGUAGUGCCCCCCCCUACACACACACACACACACACACACAACCACCUUCCCAUCCACACCCCAGGAAUUUUCAUGUAUGUGUAUCUGGGUACCACAAUUAAUGAAACAUGUAAAUAAUAUUUAUACUUUACAUAUUUGAGACUAACAUUACAGCAGUACAUGCAUUUACUCAAAUCUUUGUCAGGUUUAUCACCUGACUUCUGGAAUAAUGUGCAGAAAAUACAAGGACAAGGAGAGUCUGUCUCAUGAGGAGAACAUGAGAGACAAGACAGUAACAGUCUCCAACCCUGUUCUGAACCAGCAUUUCGUGUUUUUUUUUUAAAUUUCAAGUGCGCACAAGGUCAAGAGGGAGGGGCGAGCAAGCAAGUUAACAAAAGCACAUUCUUUCAUAACGAUGUGUGUGUGUGUUGGUGAAGUUGUCCUUGGCCACUUCUCGGGUGAUCAGGAGUCGGCUGGUGCACCUGUGUGGGGACUGCGCGUCCUGUAUGUGCAAAGAAUCUUCAAAGCAAGGAUAAUACUUUGGGUUUGUAGCAAAUCCAUAAUAAAUAUAUUGACAAUAAUUCUAACAAUCUUUUAUUAUAAAACCUUUGUUAAUCUUUCCUGCAACUGUCGCCAACUGUGGUUGGGAAUCUCUCUCUCUCUCUCUCUCUCUCUCUCUCUCUCUCUCUCUCUCUCUCUCUCUCUCUCUCUCUCUCUCUCUCUCUCUCUCUCUCUCUCUCUCUCACACACACACACACACACA
Molecule: messenger RNA, 3123 nt
Organism: Syngnathoides biaculeatus (alligator pipefish)
Lineage: Eukaryota; Metazoa; Chordata; Actinopteri; Syngnathiformes; Syngnathidae
Product: gastrula zinc finger protein XlCGF57.1-like
Exons: 3
Coding region: 425-2284 (619 amino acids)
Biological process (GO): regulation of transcription by RNA polymerase II; central nervous system development
Cellular component (GO): nucleus
Molecular function (GO): DNA-binding transcription factor activity, RNA polymerase II-specific; RNA polymerase II cis-regulatory region sequence-specific DNA binding
Source: RefSeq, a predicted model, not a curated record